UGAAAUCGACAGUCACUCACUUUCAGGAAAUGAAACAUCAUCUCGCUGAGUCGUUCGGGAGUUCGCAAGGCGUGGCCUCUCUGUUGCAUGCUGCAAUUUUCUCGCGCGAGAUUUAGGCAAUCCCGAUGAUCGACUGUUGCAUUCCUGUGUCUGGAUCUUUCUGAGGCGCAGUCAGUUCCUAUUCUCAUGCAUCUCUCCAAUCUGUUUCCAGAUUGUCUUAAAAGGCACGAACUGAACUGAAGUCGGACCCAUAGGCCUGCGAGAGGAGUGUCCCGUUCAAAAGAGCGCCGGAAAACAAGUGACUCGUAUCCUUUUUGCUGGUCGUUUUCACGCACAGGAAAAUGAAUUUUUAACUUGGUAGUAGCUUCUUGUUUCUUCGACUUGUCUCGCCACAACCUGCGAGUGCUGGAUCCAGAGGUGCAGCGAGGCAGAGCAGCUACCGGUUGGACGUCGACGGAGUACAAUGUGCGUGGAGGCUCGCAUGCUUGGACUUCUUUCGCGGUUUCCGGUUCCUUCUUUAAUCUAUUCGUCCGUAUACUCGGUGCCUUCCGACCAGUUUUCCGAGGAACUCUAAAAUGGCAGUCUGUGUAGCACGUUUGCACCUCAGUUGUUGACGUCUCUCGGACUUUCUCCGCACCCAGCGCUCCGGUUCGAGCGCCGAGUUGCAGCUCCCGUGUCCGAAGCAGUUCCCUCUUCGCUGGAAAAUCGGCUUCUUGGACAAGGCACCUUCUGCAGACUGGCGUCACCGUGAGGAACAGGCGCAAGAGCGGGGGUUGCCUGUGGGGUUAGAAUCUGGAGGCAGCGCGUGGAAGCUUCGUACCAAGAGAACGAUGCGAAGAUAGGGUGUCUGCAGAAGCCGGAGACGCGAAGACAGAACGAACUUCUUCGCUGCCACACGGCCUUUCACAGGAUGGCUAGCCGCGGCUCUGCCCAUCUCUCCCAAACGCAGCAGAGUUUGCUGGACACGUUCCAGUCGGUCACAGGCUGCACGGACCGGGCGGGGGCCACCGAGUUUUUGCGGAAACACAGCUUCGACCUGAGUCGCGCUUUAGACACGUAUUUCGCGAUGCCACAGCGCGAGAAGGCAGUGCAGAUGAGAAGCGCACCCAGCCAGUCACUGCGCGGAACCCUCGGCGGAUCCGGUUCCUCGUACGGCGCUUCUUCGCGCGGCAGAGCUGCAGCGAAAGCGAAGGCCGACGACCGGUACCGGCAAAUCGCCGAAGCCUUUCAGGUGUACGUCCACCCAACCAGCGAGGCGAGCGAGCGCGGGGCUGCCGCGGGAACCGCGAUUGAAGUUGCGGGUUUGGAGCGUUUCGCGGAAGAUCUCGGGGUCGGCUUGGACGAUGUGUUUUUCCUCGUCUUUGCGUUCUUCUGUGAGUGUGCGGAGCAGGGGAGAAUCACGAAGGAAGAAUUUAUCCGUGGCAUGGACCGGUCGGGCGUCUGCACAGUGGCCGCUCUCCGGGAAGCUGUGCCGCGAAUUCGAGCGCAGCUCGCGGAAGACAAAGUGCUCGCCAGGCAAGUGUACGCUUACGCCUUCACUUACUCUCUAGAUGUCGGCCAAAAGGCGCUGCCGGUCGACCUCUGCGUCGCGUACUGGCGCCUGCUGCUGAGCGAAACUGAGUUCCCCCUCAUGACGGAGUGGUACACAUUCGUCGACGAGGAGUACCGGAAGCGCGCGAAUGCCUUCUCGAAAGACCCGUGGAUAAUGCUCUUCGACUUCAUGCAUGCGAAAAGAGCUUCCCUGUCUCUCGACGACUACGACGAAGAGGAGGCCUGGCCGCUUGUCAUCGAUGAGUUUGUCGAGUGGACAAGGCGCCGUCGGAAAGCCAAGGAAAACGAGGCGGCGACAGAGGCCGGGAGCGCACAGUCGUAGUGGGCUUGGGGGGGGGGAGGGGGGGAGAGUUUUAGCUGCGCGUCAGAGUCGGGUGUCGCACAACGUGAUAUGUAUGCAGGGCUCUCGUGCUAUAGUGCUGAAGAGAAGUAUGGAGGUAUCUCGCGGAUCCAAAGGAAGUACAUUGGUAUGGUGACUUAGAGACAGUGUUGGAUUACCGGACACAACGAGGAAGUUAGAACCUCCACGUUCGACGAGCUGUAUCUGAGUGGAUGGAUUUCUCUCUGCGGAACCUAGCUGUCGUGCACUGGUGGCUCGUGGAGCAGGUGAAUCAAUGCCGAUCGCCCGGAACACAAGGGCGGUAUUCCCACCUUCGAUAGUACCGCUUUUCGAGAGAAGCAGGGGUAGAGCGUCGCAGAGGAACGAGAGCACCCGCUCGCUUCAGACGAAGAAAACACGGAGAACGGUGUUGGUGAACUUCCAGGAUUUAUCCACCGGGGUGACACUUUUGAACGCUGUCAGAUGCACAAGAUGCUUCUGAAGUAGAGCCACACGCUUGAGUCACGGGGCAGGUUCGGUCCCCAAGGCUCAUUUUCGUGCUUUUCUGAGACUUACUCAAAAUGACAUUCGAGUCAGGACACAAACUCGACUACCCCUUUCACGGGCAUAGCUACAGGUGAAACACCAAGGAAGACGAAGUUCGGCCUUGCGGGGAAGACCCAGUAAAUUUCGCGAGUAAAACAUCCCCUACCAGGAAGCUGCACCGUUAGGUGUCAUGUCCUCGCUUGUUAAAGACGGAUGCUGCAUGUCGAGCACCCUUAAUUGGAUGAGUUCUUGUGAACGACUUUGGGUUCUCGCACUGCGUCCAUGUUAGCCAACAUAUGCGUUGUUUAUCAGACCUUUCACCUCCAACGAAUCUCUAUCGACUUGCUAACAGAUACCACUGACUUGCAGGAAGACUUUCUCACGCCACCUCAACGU
Molecule: messenger RNA, 2812 nt
Organism: Toxoplasma gondii ME49
Lineage: Eukaryota; Apicomplexa; Conoidasida; Eucoccidiorida; Sarcocystidae
Product: DUF298 domain-containing protein
Exons: 1
Coding region: 911-1873 (320 amino acids)
Biological process (GO): positive regulation of ubiquitin-protein transferase activity; protein neddylation
Cellular component (GO): ubiquitin ligase complex
Molecular function (GO): ubiquitin-like protein binding; cullin family protein binding; ubiquitin conjugating enzyme binding
Source: RefSeq, a predicted model, not a curated record